CGAGGCGACAGAAGGAAAAAAAACAGCUGGAUCCCAGGAUUCGUGCUAGCGGCUCCGCUAGCCGUAUCAUCCCCUCAGACCAGCUGCUUCUCCUCGGCCGCCUGACUUCGAUAAGCUGGUUGUGAGGCGGAUGAUGUGGUGUGAAGAUGGAGGCUCCUGAAUACCUGGACCUGGAUGAGAUCGACUUCUCUGAUGAUUCAGUGUAUUCUGUGACGUCUCUGAAGAGCAUCCCAGAGCUGUCCAGGAGGAGCGAUGGUCAGGCCGAGGAGAGACCAGCUCCAGCCAUCAACUGGAGUCGUGGCGUUUCCUCCCACAGUGGAGGGGGAAUCAAACCCACAGGGCUCGCUGAGGUCCACAGUAAGUUCCGGCCAGUGAAGAGGGUGUCCCCCCUCAAACACCAACCAGAGACAACCGACUCCGACUCUGAUGGGAAGGUACAGGGUCAGGGACUGGGCCUAGGGGAGCUGGGGGAGGGCAGUAAAGAUGACCCCAGCUCUGACAAGCAGGCUCACGCCUCCACCUCCUCUGACGGGGCUGGAGGGAAGGUGAAAGGCCUGGGUGGUGUUGUUGGGGGUAACAACCCUCAAGCCCUGUUUGGGGAGCUGGAGCACUAUGAUCUGGACAUGGACGAGAUCCUGGACGUGCCUUAUAUCAAGUCCAGUCAGCAGAUGUCCACUCUGCCACGCGUCCCGCAUGACAAGCGCUCGGUGACAGGGACUAACCUGGGUGGGGGCACCCUGGAGCGGAACCGUGGGGGAGGAGGGUUGAAGGGCUCCGCUUUAUCCCACAAUGAGCCUCUGAGCCUGGGAAGCAGCAGCUCGCAGACUCAGUACUGUGUUCUGUCACCGGUGAAGUGGUCGGACCUGAGGAAGUCCAAGUCGAUGGAUCCAGACCUCCACCACCUGCACCGCUCCCCAGCUGGAGGAGGUUACCAGCCGGAGCUGCUCUCCUCCGGACUCCUCAGCUGCUCGUCCUCCCUCUCUUCUUUCUCUGAUGCAGACAAGCUGCUGUCUGCACGGGUGUACCCAGACUCCCAGACCCAGAGGCCGGGUGUGGAGCCUCCAGGGGGCCCGGGCCUGAUGUUCCCUCUGCCAGGGUGCAGCGUGGGCAGGCAGGAUGGCUCCAAGGCCUGGGCUACUGGACCAGGAGGAGGAGGAGGCGCAGGAGGAGGUGGUGGGCCAAGGGCGUUUGGAGGAGGUGGAGGAGCAGGGGCGGAGUUGGAUGAGGAGACCAAGAAGAACCAGAACAUCAUUAACAUCGUCAGAGAGGGACAGAUCUCACUGCUGCCUCACCUGGCAGCUGAUAACCUGGAGCUGAUCAGAGACGAGGACAGGAACAACCUGCUGCACAUCUCGGCCUCUCAGGGUCACGCUGACUGUCUGCAGCAUCUCACCUCUCUGAUGGGAGAGGACGGCCUCAACGAACGCAACAACCAGCAGCUCACCCCUGCAGGCCUGGGGGUCAAGAACGGACAUCUAGAGUGUGUCAGGUGGAUGGUGAGUGAAACCGAGGCCAUCGCAGAGCUGAGCUGCACCAGAGAACAUCCCAGUCUGAUCCACUAUGCCGCUCGCUACGGACAGGAGAAGGUCUUGCUGUGGUUGCUUCAGUUCAUGCAGGAACAGGCGAUCUCUCUGGACGAAGUCGACCAGAACGGAAACACUGCCGUCCAUGUAGCAGCUCAGUACGGACACCUCACCUGUAUACAGACUCUGGUGGAGUACGGCUCUAACGUGACGGUCCAGAACCAGCAGGGGGAGCGGCCUUCCCAGAGUGCCGAGCGGCAGGGACAUACCACCUGCGCUCGAUACUUGGUUGUCGUGGAAACCUGCAUGUCGCUGGCCUCGCAGGUUGUUAAACUCACCAAGCAACUCAAUGAGCAGGCAACAGAGAGGCUGGCUCUACAGAAACAGCUGCAGAGACUGAUGGACCCCAACAAGACAGAGGGCACGCCUUCCCGAUCACCCAGCUCCCAUCAGCCCUCAGCGGAGGCGUGGCCAGAAAUGAUGCUGACAGCAGAGGGGACUCCGGGAGACGGUCAUUGGUUGGUUCGUCAGGGAGGGGUGGGUCAAGACUCUGUGCUCAGACAGCUGCUGGGGAAGGACAUGUCAGACACACUGUGUCCCAGAGAGAGGCUGCCUCCGUCAGGGGCCCUGAGCAGAGAGGGCCCCUGUGGCCCUGGGGCCCCUGGCGGCCGCAGGACGGGGCUAGUGGAGAGGAGAGAGCUCAAAUUAGCGAGACUCAAACAGAUCAUGCAGCGCUCUCUCAGUGAGUCAGAUUCAGAUGGUUAUCCACCAGAGGAAGGUAAAAAUCAAGGAGCCCCGCCCUCAAACACUCUGCGACCUGAUAGGCCGUCCCACCUGCCAAUUGCAGAGGAGGAGCCAGUAUCAAACCACCUUCAUUUGAUGAUGAGAAAGCACCUCCCCACUUCCUCCUCCUCCUCAGCUGAGAGGAAGCAGGCAUUUUCUCUCAGUGGGUCAAAGUCUGUCGACAGCAUCGGUUACAACCCCUCCCCCACAUCCAGUGACCCCGAGGCCGCAGACGCCAAAACACCAGACACAUCUGCCGACCUCCACGAUGCCGCCAAUGGCCAGAAGGUUGCCACCAGCCCUAAGAGUGCUCUGAAGUCUCCCUCGUCUCGCAGGAAGACGUCCCAGAACCUCAAACUGAGGGUCACCUUCGAUGAGCAGGUCCACAAGAGCUCCAAUCAGGAGGCAGAGCCAACCAAAGGGCAUCAUGGGAAGGAGAGGACUCCAACAGGAAGCUCUGAAAGCAAGCGGCCCUUUGGGACGUUCCGCUCCAUCAUGGAGACGCUGAGUGGAAACACAAAUCACAACAACAACAACAACAGCAGCAGUGGUGGUCAGUCAAGCUCUGCUGUCAAACUGCACACCUGUCAGAACUCACCUGGCAGGAAGUCAGAGAGUAAGAGCAGCCCAGGAGGAGCCAAGGGUAAGAGCAAAACCAGUAACGUUUAACCAACCAGUGCCUACUGAAGGGCAGAGAGCAGAGAAUGAACACAUCACGAUCAAGAGCAAAAAGCAAGAGGCAGCGAACAUGAGAGAUUUAUAGCAACUAACCCCACUUUCCCUGUUUAUGUGUUUAAAAUGGCUCCCUUUGCUCUCAGCGUCAUACAUCAUACGAAACCAAGUCUCACACAGGACGCAUAUUCAGGUGAAAACUUUAUUUUAUGUUAUGUAAAGGGUUUUGCCAUAAAAGACGUCCUCGGACACAGAGUAUGAUGAACACAUGUUCUAAGAUCAUACCAGCGGUGAAUACCUGAGUGAAUACCUGACCUGGGCCGUCAGCUGCAUCUUAAUAGGUGGGUUUCACGUGACGUCACGACACCGCGGCGCGAGGGCGCCAAAUUCAGAUGGCGGGCCGGAAGUGUUUCAGCCGUUUCAGUGUUUAGCUGACUGACACACCGAGAAUCUACCGUGUGGAAAAAUGCCUAUGUUUUGUGUAGUUUACCGGCGCUCAGAUCGUUCCAAUAGAGAAAAAGGAAAAAGCUAUUAUAGGGUACCAAGAGUAGUCACCCACAAAGGUGAGGAAUAUAAAAAAAACUUACAGAACAACGCCGUUAAAGGUGGAUCUUAAACCUCCGUCUGCGGUCGGAGGAGCGGUCUGCUAACGCCGUGUCUGCAGCGACCACUUCGUCAAAGGUAUGUUAGCUAGCUAACUUGUUUUUGUGGCUGUGUUUAUAUCAUUAGCUUGUAGCUUAACGCUCAUUUACAUACAUACGUGUUAUUAAGUUGCCGGUAGUCUGAUAUGGACUUCACUGGGACUUUUCAGGCUGCCCUGGCGUUUUACGGGACGUUGGCUCAGUAGUCCAAAUGCCGUUUCCCCGUCAUGUCAUACAUUAAUAUUUCUAUGUGACAAAUAAACCCCCUGUGUCCCUGUAAGAUGUGCUUGUUGACAUUAUAGCCGCUAUUGCUAGCUGCUAGCUACACAUAACCAGUAUAAGAAUAAACACCCUGGCGAAGACCAAACGAUAAUCCGUCUUUGGUAACAAGUUUGUGGACCCACCCGCUCACAGAAAAGUCAUUUAUUUGUCGGCUUUCGUUUGCAGUUCCGUAUAAUAAGAGGUCUGAAGUAGGAGAUAAUCGGUGAUCUCAACAGCCGCGAUUGUCGGCAAAUCUUUAACGUCCGUUGAAAACUCGCUCCUCUUCACGAGGUGCGGGUCACGUCCAACAUGUUGUUUGAUUAACUGUGUGUAUCUCCGCCUCGACACGGGAUCUAAACCCGUACAUUACGGACUCUGUUAAUAUUUCCUCCAUUGGCUUUGACGUGUAACUUACUUCCUGUUCUCCAUGUGUCGCAAAUCGCUCCGCCCACGUGCGUCGUGAUGAUCACGUGACUGAAACCCAGCUAUUUCCCAGAGAUUUUUAUUUUUCCCAGUGCUGACAGUGUUGGUGCUUUUACACCUCUGCAGCUCAGAAUAACGCGGGGAGACUGUGAUGGUUAUAGGGAUAUCUGUUCCAUCUCCGAUCACAUACUUCAUUCAUGCUUCAGGUGAUGUUUCUCGUAAUUAACAACAGAGCCGUUUGAUAACCAGCUUCGUGAUGCAGGUUAUCCACGAUGGCCAGUGUUAGAAUCACUGAAGCCAAAUCACCCCAAGACAGCAAGACUAAACUGGUCUCGCUUUGUGAUACAGGUCCAUGGAGGAAUUAUUCCAUACGCCUGUAAAUAAAGGGAGAGGAAACAAAUUAUUGUGAAAUUAUUUUAUCAAACUAUCAUUCCUAUGGUCAGGUAUCACCUUUCACUCCAGAAUUAAAUGGUUUAGUCAGUGACUGGUUUAAGUGAAUCUCACUUCUUUUCUUCUGUUUGUCGUACGUAUGUCUUUUAACCGGUUUAGCAUAAAGUUUCUCAUGUUCUUUGCCUCAGACGUUUGACUCUUGACAGUUUUUAGACAGUUUAAGGACUGAAAGACCAAACGUGAAACUGUCUCAGCUCUGAGUCGUUUAUUUUGCUUAAACAUAUUCGAUGCUGUUAUUCAGAGACAGAAAGUGAAUGAGAGGAACCUGUGUGUUUAACAAGGAUUUGUUUUUAUCCACAGACUGAAUUAAGUUUGUUUGUGUAUUAAUCUGUGUCCUGCAGAAACCUCACAUCUCCAUGAUACAGUUUAUUCUGAAUUUUUAGCUUUUUCACAUGUUUGAUUUUGUCUCUGAUCACAAAACACUCCCAGAGUUCAGUGGCUCAUUAAACCCAGCCGAACCGAAUCUUUCUGUCUGGAGAUGGAAGGCUGCUGUUUCUCUGCCACUCUGUUACUGUACUCUGAACUACACUACAGAUGAAUUAUUAGUAUUUAUGUUUAUGCACACAAUUAUAUGAUUUGAAACUUUUAAAAAUGUGGUUAUAAUCCUGCACGUGGUUAACGUGCACCAGCACAACAGAUAGUUUUAAAACCACUGUAUAUAAACUGUAGUAGUAUUUAAUGUUUUUGUUUUUUACAUUAUAUUCCACACAUUCAGUUUUUUUUUUUUAAUUUCCAGUGUUAUUAUCUAUGCAGUAUUUUUGGCAUGAAGUAGACGUUAGAUGUGUGAUGUGUCUGAGACGGGGAGGUUAAAGGAUGCACCUUCUACAGCAGCCGACAAACAGGCUGAUGAUAUGAACGUUCAGUGAGAGGAGCUGAAACUAGAGGACUGAGGCUGUAAUCUGAUGCUGUUUUCAGGUGUCUGAGUUUCAGUGCGGCCGUUUGUGGAACUUGGUUCAGGCACUGAAAUAUAACGACACCACAUCUGUGUGUGUCAGAGCCAUGAAUGGUGUCACUGAGGGGGACAGUGAAACGUUGUCAGGCUGUCUCCACCGUACAGGUAAAAACUAAAUUCAUGAGUAAAUUACUGAGAUGCCUGUGCUCCCUUAUAAUGAAGCAGUGUAAUUUUCUGUACCUCUGAUGGUGAAUGCAGCCGUUGAAGCCUCACUAGCAGCCCCAAGAGGCUGCAGUGCUCAUAACACCUCACAGUCCACCAGAGCUGAGCAGGACAGACCUGUUUUAUUUGUAUAAACACUCGUAACAUUUUAGGAAAUGUGGCGUCUUGUAGAGUUUGACCGAGCGUCAUUGUGUUCCUAUAGGUCUCCUCACUUCAGUUUCAUCGUGUGUGUGUGUGUAUAUGUGUGUGUGUAUAUGUGUGUGUGUGUGUGUGUGUGUGUGUGUGUGUGUGUGUGUGUGUGUGAGAAGUGAAAACACAGAUUACAGCCUCAGCUCUGGGGUUUGGAGCUUUGGGAGGAACUGGAUCGUGGCUGUCGUGUUUCUGAGGCUUGUUUACAUUAAGACAAAUACUGAUACUGGUCUGAUGCAGAAUAUUUCUGAUCCAGUCUUGUCAUGCUUGGACGUCAGUCUGUAGAGUCUUUCUUUUGUGUUCCUGACUGUGGUGAGUUCACAGAUGUGUCGUCUGGAUCAGUGAGAUCCUGCUGUGCGGUUUUCUCACGCCUGGUUUACAGCGACCUGUUUCCACUUUACCUGCUCCAGGUUAACACGCUCUUUGGCUGCUGUGGUUCUUGAGUGUGCAGGUGAUGGUGGUGAUGUUUCUGAGCCAGUGGAGCUCGGGAGGAUUUACCUGCAUCAUGAUUUGUUAAAGGAACAGUCCAGCAUUUUAGUGCCUUCCCCAGAGUCUGAGGAGAAGAUGAAUGACACUUUCAAAUUUGUUUGUCGAGUACGGAUAUGCACGUUGGCCAAAAUUAUAUGGACGCCUGAAUAAUUUGACAUAUUUAUGUUGGCUGAACAUAUGAUCCUGCCACCGUGUUUGUUAACGUGCCGCACAUGGACAUUUGAGGGAUUUCACCCGAUCAUUGGUCCAGUUUAAUAAUGUUGUACAUCUUUGUAGUCUGGAUUGAGACUGUGCUGUGACAGAAAUAAAACAGAUGAGACUGCCCACGUCUUCCAGCCUUUACAGAAGGUGAUGAUUCCCUCCUCUGUCUUUGUCAGGAUGUUUCAGUAGAAGUUUGGCCUGAACAGAAACGGUGGUCAAAGCUCGCAGCGUGUGAGUUAAUGCAUCGUAAAUUAUUAAUAAAACUAUAGUGUCACAGGACACAGGACACAAAAGUAUUGAAACCAAGUUGUCCUCAUACUUUUGGCCACUUACUGCAGCUCUAUACUGGAUGCCCAGAGCUGAAGCUGAUGUCAGUCCUCUCAUCUAAAUGCAAACAAGUGUAUUUCCCAAAAUGUUCCUUUAGUUCCUGGUACUGAAAGAAUUCAUCUGAGCUGAGUGAGAAAUCAAAGUUUACUCUUCACUGUUGUUUUGUAAGUCUUCCAUUUUCACUUCGCUCCCAGCUGAUGUGAGGGACUGGUACCAGGUGGUACCAACGUAAAUUCCAGUGAUUCCAGAAAGCACUUUGGAAAAUGUGUAAUGACUUUUUUCACUCUGUAGGAAAAGCAUGGAAAGUUUCUGACCUGUAAAAAAAUGUUCGGGAGGUUUUUCACAUGCAGUUGGAAAAAAAGUUUAUCUUCUUCAUUCUCUCAAAUUAUGGUUCACUGUCAAACAAUCAGUGUCGUGCGUGUGUGUGUGUGUGUGUGUGUGUGUGUGUGUGUGUGUGUGUGUGUGUGUGUGUGUGUGUGUGUGUGUGUGUGUGUGUGUAUGUGUGUGUGUGUGAGUCUUCAUCGUAACGGCACCUUCAGACCGAGGGAAGGAGCUCGAUGCCUUUAACGUGGUGUCGUUUCACCGACGAGACAAACUGAACGGUUGUGUUUUUAAUGAACUGUUCACACGGACAGUGUUGCUGCAUCGACUCAGAUGUUUACUCAAUGCAAAAACAAAUAAAUAAAUGAAAUGAGACGCAGUGUCAGUGAAUGUUGGAGAGACUGUCUGAGCCGAGUCACAGAGACAGACGGCUGCUUUUCUGUCCUGUAAUUCAAACUGAAGACAAACUGAAUAAACUGCUUCCUUCCUCCUGGACCUGCAGA
Messenger RNA from Toxotes jaculatrix (banded archerfish), 7897 nucleotides. Its product is annotated as synuclein, alpha interacting protein. Lineage: Eukaryota; Metazoa; Chordata; Actinopteri; Toxotidae. The transcript is spliced from 12 exons. The record is from RefSeq and is a predicted model, not a curated record. The coding region runs from base 147 to 2975 and encodes 942 amino acids. Gene Ontology annotation, molecular function: ubiquitin protein ligase binding.